This is a messenger RNA of Tribolium madens (black flour beetle), 2079 nucleotides long. RefSeq names its product pleiotropic regulator 1 (gene Tango4). Gene Ontology annotation, molecular function: protein binding. The transcript has 5 exons. NCBI's taxonomy places the organism in Eukaryota, Metazoa, Arthropoda, Insecta, Coleoptera, Tenebrionidae. Gene Ontology annotation, biological process: mRNA splicing, via spliceosome. Gene Ontology annotation, cellular component: precatalytic spliceosome; catalytic step 2 spliceosome; Prp19 complex. The record is from RefSeq and is a predicted model, not a curated record. Bases 127 to 1509 code for a protein of 460 amino acids.
GUUAUUUGGUGAUUUUUAGAUUGAGGUUAUGAGCAUUUUAUGUUUAUUUAUUCGACAAUAAGAUUAAGUAAUUGUAUUUGACUGCAUUUGAUAUAUUUUUUAAAUUCAAUAAUUUGCUGCUUCUAAAUGGUCUUAUCUACAAUGACCGAAGACGUGCAAAGACAUUCUGUGCAUACUUUGGUGUUCCGGUCUUUGAAACGGUCUCACGACAUGUUUCUCUCAAAUCAGGGAAUUCUGCCUCCAGUCGAUGAAAAAGCCGAAAUGUUGCGAAAAGCAAUAAAGGCCCGCGACUUGUACGGCCUUGUUUUCGACGACGUUAAGAAAAUGCAAGCUAUGAAACACUUGCGAGAAGCAGAGGCGGGACCAAAUCCACCACCCCCGGGUACUCGCACUGACGACCCUACUCCAAGUAUCGAAGGGGCUGUUGUGCCCUACACUGACACAAGUUUAAUGACGCGAAGCGUUCAAAAUAACACACAAAACCAGCUUGCUAACUUAAUGAAGAAAGUCCCCACAAUGCCAAAACCGAAAUGGCACGCCCCUUGGAAAUUAUACAGGGUGAUUGCGGGUCAUUUAGGGUGGGUUAGAUGCGUUGCAGUGGAACCAGGGAACGAGUGGUUUGCUACCGGUGCAGCGGACCGAAUUAUCAAAAUUUGGGACUUAGCAAGUGGCCAAUUGAAGGUGUCUCUAACUGGGCAUGUAAGUACAGUUAGAGGGCUGGCUGUGAGCAGUAGACACCCUUAUUUGUUCAGUUGUGGUGAAGACAGACAAGUCAAGUGUUGGGAUUUGGAAUACAAUAAAGUUAUUAGACAUUACCAUGGACAUUUAUCCGCAGUAUACUCUCUAGCGCUUCACCCCACAAUCGAUGUUUUGUUAACAGCAGGACGUGAUUCAACAGCCCGAGUUUGGGACAUGAGGACUAAAGCAAAUGUUCAUACUUUGACUGGUCACACACACACGGUUGCAAGUGUGGUUGCACAAGCCUCUGAACCUCAAGUUAUUACUGGAUCUCAUGACACUACAAUCAGAUUAUGGGAUUUAGCUGCUGGGAAAUCAGUUUGUACUCUUACAAAUCACAAGAAGAGUGUCAGAGAUGUGAUUCUUCAUCCCACUUUAAACAUGUUCGCAUCAGGCUCGCCAGAUAAUAUAAAACAGUGGAAAUGUCCCGAUGGCAAAUUUAUACAAAACUUGUCUGGUCAUAAUGCUAUUGUUAAUUGUCUCGCUGUCAAUCCAGAAGGCGUGUUGGUUUCAGGAGGUGAUAACGGAACUUUACAUUUCUGGGAUUGGAGGACUGGUUAUAAUUUCCAAAGAUUACAAGCCCCAGUACAACCAGGUUCAAUGGACAGUGAAGCGGGAAUAUUUUCAAUGAUUUUUGAUAAUUCUGGUUCAAGACUAAUCACAACUGAAGCUGAUAAAACUAUUAAAAUAUACAAAGAAGAUGAAACGGCAACUGAAGAAACGCAUCCUAUUAACUGGAAACCGGACAUUUUGAAACGGAGGAAAUUCUAAUUUAAUGAUUAAAAUAAUUUCUAAUUUUAUAUAUCAAUAAAUUAAUUUCAGUGAAAACAAAAUUACUUUCUACUACAAAUUCCGAGAUAUAGGCAACAUUUCAAUUUCAAAGAGUUAAAAGCGUAAAAUUAAAAAAAUCGGUUUUAGUAAGUUGUUAUAAAAAAACAGUACAACGUUUACGUUCGCAUUUACCACAGACGACUUAGAAUCGUAUACUAACAAUUAGCAUGUUUUCAAAUUUUAAGCAAAUUUUUUUUGUUAACCUGAAUAAGAGUAAUUUAUUUUUGGAGCUCGAAAACUGACCAUAUUGCAUCGUUUAAAAGAGCAAAUCUUAAUUUUCAAGUCCCAAUACAACCAGGAUUAAUGGACAGUAAAACCGGAUAUUUUGGGGAGACGAAAUUCUAAUUUAGGUACUGAUUAAAAUAAUUUCUGAUUUAAUAUCAAUAAAUUAAUUACACAAAGUAAACUGGAAUGCUUGUUACCAAUCAUAUUUCUUCAUUCAAGUCAUAGUCCUCUACGGGGAAGUCUCCACACUCCACAUUGUGUGGUUUAACAAAAGCACCAUAAUUA